AAUGCCAGCUGGUUCUUAGGUGUAGGUGCUGUCCGCUAGGUAUGCUACAGAGCCGCGCGUCCGGUAUACAUGCAUAAACGUGCCGGAAAUUGAAUCCUACGGGCUGACGAGUAUGGGUCUUUAGGCUACAAUGAACGUUGCCUUUGUCGCUCUAGCACUACACACCAUCGCAGUAAUAUUCACGGAAAUGGAUCUCGCUGAUGCAAGGGUAGGUCGCAAUGCCGCAACACUUCCGCGCGGUCAACAGAUGCAACAAUCGAGAACCAGAAGAAUUCUGAAAAAGUUUAAUCCUAAACGUUUCAAACGUAACAAAAAGCCUAAGACACCUAAAAAGCCAACGAGUGGUAACCCGAUAGGAGGAAUGGGAAUGACGGACAUGAUGAUGAUGAGUUCAAUGAUGGGCGGAGGAAUGGGAAUGGGAAUGGGAGGGAUGGCAAUGGGAGGGAUGGGAAUGGGAGGAAUGGGAAUGGGAGGCAUGGGAAUGGGAGGCAUGGGAGGAUAUGGCGGCACGGGAGGACUAGGAGGGGAAGGGCUGGACGGUGGCUCGGGAGGAGGAGGCCUAAGUGAAACAUUGAACAAAGCAAGAGAGAAGCGGAAUAAGGAAAAGGAUCUUGGCGGAGGUGAUAUGGAUGGACUGGGUGAUCUAGGUGGUCCAGGCGCGACGGGCGGCGACACAAAAUCAGGCGAAGAAACAAAGGAAGGAGAAGGACACUGCAAGAAAUAUCGCGAGAAAACGGGGCAAAAAGACCAGCUGGACUGGCGCUGA
Molecule: messenger RNA, 766 nt
Organism: Rhipicephalus sanguineus (brown dog tick)
Lineage: Eukaryota; Metazoa; Arthropoda; Arachnida; Ixodida; Ixodidae
Exons: 11
Coding region: 131-766 (211 amino acids)
Source: RefSeq, a predicted model, not a curated record